Molecule: messenger RNA, 4660 nt
Organism: Hemicordylus capensis (graceful crag lizard)
Lineage: Eukaryota; Metazoa; Chordata; Lepidosauria; Squamata; Cordylidae
Gene: NME9
Product: NME/NM23 family member 9
Exons: 8
Coding region: 1416-1919 (167 amino acids)
Source: RefSeq, a predicted model, not a curated record
UUACUCAGUUUCUUGUCUUUCACAGUAAAUAAGAUAUAAAUGUUAUCUAUAUAGGUUGAGCCCUCCAAACUUCCUUACAACUAUGGCUACAGCAGUCCUAUGCACACGUACCGGAAAGGCCCAUAUUGAAUGCAGUAAACAUGCAUAGCAUUAGGCUGCACAGGCUUGAUUUCACACAAAGAGUUCAGUUAAGAAUGAUAAUCUAUGUUCAGAAGCCUGGAAUGGAUUUAGUGUAUGCGUUUUUCCUCUCCCAGCAUUUGCUAUGCAGGAGGAUGGUAUGAGUACUACUGUACUAACACUUCACAGUUUGAUAUGAAAUCCAUCGGUGAAGAGUCCUUUCAUUUCCACUGGCUGCACCAUACAGGUUACAUGUAAAGCAUCUUUUUAAGGUAUGUGUCCUGUUUAAGUGCAUUGGCUGCUGGAAAAUAGUACUAGGUCAUAUACUAGAUCUCCCUCUCAAAGCAUUUUUAAAAGCCCCAGGCAUUUUAAUGAUGACCAGCUUCCAAAAUCAAGCAAGCAUAUUGAAUAUUGGGUUUUUUUCUUAAGAAUUUUGCUCUUGGAAGAGAGGAAGAAGAUUAGUGCUUUAACAGAGGAAGAAUAAAUUGGGUAAAGGAACAUAUCGUCUCCCUCCUUUCAUGGAUGUUUAGUAGGCAGAAAUACUUCAUUUGGGCGGGGGGAUGGGAAGUAAAGUACCUGGUAGAUUUUUAGACCAAAAAUAAUUACGUAUCCCCUGUUUUCUAAACUGUAGGCAGUUCAUGCAAAAAAUAUUUGUCAGGCUUCACAUCCGUAAGGAAUAGUUCAUCAUUGUCAAAUCCCCUUCCUCUUCAUUUCCUCGCCUCGCAUAGUUUCUUAACCUGCCAGACAGUUGCAGGGCCAAGAGGGGCUGAGCCACCUGGCGGCACAGAGGAAGGGCACAAGGAUGAACCGAUUAGCGAGAAGAAUGAGCGUCGGGACAGAGCUAUCUCCCAUUGGCCAGUCGCGUUGCUAUGGAAAUGACAGACGCUGUUGCGGUACUGCGUGGGAACCAUUGCUUUUUUCUAGAGCAGGUAGCUUUUUCCAAACCCUUACAGUUCUCGGGCGGCGAGCGGGAUGAUCUGCUCUCCCUCGGACUCUUAACUCAGAGCAGAAAACAGAAGCCUCUACGAAUUCCCAUGCUCACAUGCGUCUCCUCUUUUUACCUCUUUUACCUCUUCCUAUGGCUGCCAGGACUUAACCUCUCUGCAUUUCUUUCAGUAUUGUGGAUGGCAUUCUGGUGAGGUAAUCAUAAGAGUGCCUCUGAGGAAUGGCAGAGUACAUUUCCUCACGCAACUAGAAUUAACAGUAUUUCUGUACAACCAGGCAAAGUCUGUCUCCAAAAACAUUAGCCUUUGCAUUAGACUCAGAUUUUUCUAGACCAUCUGUUUUUAGCACACACAAUGGCCAGCAGAAAGAAGGAAUUAACUUUGCAGAUGGUUGUCAGUAAUCAGGAACUUUGGGAAGAAAUGCUGUGUUCCAAAGGAUUAAUUGUAGUAGAUGUUCAUCAAGGCUGGUGUGGACCAUGUAAAACAGUAGUAAACCUCUUCAGGAAAAUAAGAAAUGAGCUUGGUGGUGACCUCCUGCAUUUUGCUGUGGCCGAGGUAGAUUCAAUUGAUGCUCUAGAGAAGUAUCGUGGAAAGUGUGAACCUACAUUUCUGUUUUAUGCUGGGGGAGAGUUAGUAGCAGUUGUAAGAGGAGCAAAUGCACCAUUGCUACAGAAAACCAUUCUGGAGCAGCUAGAGGCAGAGAGGAAGGUCCUGGAGCAUGGAACAGAAAGAGUGGUGAUUCAGGAUGAGGCCUUCCCUAUGGAAGAAGAAAGUAGUGUUACUGGGGAAGAGGAAGGGGAAGAGGAGGAGGAAGAAGAAGAAGAAAAAGAAAAAGCUGAAGAAGGUGAAGCAGAUUAAUUCACCCAUUUAUCUUCUGAGAUUGGCUUUCUAGAUGCCUUUGGAAGCGGAUAAGAAACAUUAGAGAAAAAAUUUCCUUUUACAGGAGAGUGAAAGAGAAGGAUAAACAUGUCACCCGUAGAUUAUGAAUUGCCACAGGCAGCACAAGUGUGGUUUGUGGAGAAGUGAUAUACAAGUGUUAGGAAAAUCUUGUUACCAGUCUAGCUAGUAGUGCAUGUUGCAGCUAUAUUGUUGAGUAAGGUGGCUGUUAUAAAUCCAUGUUUUGUUCAACAUUUCAGUUCUUAGUAGGGUGAUCAAAUUAAGCACUCCUUUAACAUAGGAUAAUUGCUGAAUUAGUCACUUGUUAUGGCAGUAUUUUUGACAGAUUAUCACAUAUGCAUAUUCAGGGAACAUUAUAUUUAGGGAUAUAAACAUGUGGAUGGAGAAAAGAGAAAAAGAUUGUGCCUGCUGCACCCACCCACCCUCGUGUGUUCGGAGUUGCAAACAGAGCCCAUGUGAAUACAAAUUAUGCACACAUUAAGCUUGGUGGUUCACAGUAUCAGAGCUGUUCACAUACGUGUGUGUGUGUGUGUGUGAGAGAGAGAGAGAGAGAGAGAGAGAGAGAGAGACAGACCACUCCUCCUGUACAAUACUGCUCGGGGCAGCUCACAACAGUAAAACAAUAAAAGUAAUAUACAAUUUGACACAAUAAAACAAAUAAAACACAAGGAAGAAUAAAAAUAAUUAAAACAAACCGAAAUAAAAUAAAAUAAAAUAACCAUCAGGCUAUAGUAAAACACAUUAAGGGGGUUUGCCGGGAACGAGCGCUUGACCCGCUCUCCCCGCAGACGAGCAGAGAGCCCUCCCUGGGCAGCAAUUACUAGCUACGUCAAGGAGCCGGGAAUUGCCAGAACCUAAGGGGUAUACUUGUGGGUCAAAUGGGCCGUAAGCCAGAAUUUUGCUAAAAAAGCCAAAUCUGGCCACUCAGGCCAGUUGGGGUAGUGGCUGGGUUUGGGCACCUCCCAGCCCCCCGUAAGUCCCAGAAUGACCUGGUGCCGAUGUCAUCAUUAUUCUAUCUCCACCACUCUGCUGCCUUUCGGGCUGUCCCUGCCCAUCCCCCAGCGGUUGUUGCCUGCCUCUCUGAGCCCUUCUUGGCUUCUGCAAGGGAAUUGCUGGGAUUGUCCCGGCAACUGGAGCCCUCUGCCUCUCUCGGCACACCAGGUACACCAUUGUUUAACUAGGUAAACAACACUGUCUCACGGAGGAGAGGAGAGAAGCCCGACACGAUCCAGGGACAUUUUCUAGUCUCCUGUAUCGAUGCCACUUUUAUGAGGUCCACGAGACAUUUUCUUGUCUCCCGUUUCCUUUUGUAUCAUGUAUCUCAGAUUGUACGCUGUCAUUUUAAACUGUGAAUCGCAUGAAGUGCUUUGGCAGAAAGGCAUAUAAAUGAAAUAAAUUAAGUAAACAAACCUACUGCAGCAAGAAAGCUGACAAUUGGGGCUUUUGGCAUGCUGAAGGAUUGGAUCACUACAGUGAGGCAGUCUGUCAAGAAUACUGCCAUAACAAGGAUGUCUGUGUUUCAGCUGUUAUCCUACACUGGACAAUUUUUCAAACAUCUUGUUAGUGCCCAGUGUGGGCAGACCACAAGCGGUCAGGCUUAACAGUACCAGUUAUCAGUCCAAGACCAAGGGGCCAGAAGCAAGUAAUGUGGUCUGAGGCAGAUGUGGAUUAAGUUAUAGAGCAGCAGUCAAAGGGGCAAAAGGAAAGUAAUACAGUCUUAAGACAGAUGAAGCCUAGUUUGACAGGCAGCAACCAAAGCUCUGAAGGGCCAGAGGAAGAUGAUGUCGUUCCAGGGAGGCAGGUUUUAAAAGGCAGCCAGGCUGGAUUUCACAGGUCUACAAAAGUGCUCACACUGGAGAGUCAAGCUUGAGGCAGGAGUUAUAUAUGACCUGCAGGGCAUUUAUUGCCUCUCCAGAUCACCUGAUCCUGCAGGGCUGACAAGCUGCAGUUUUCCUCCCAGCCAUUAUCAGGGUGGUGCUGUAGAGCAGCAAGGGCCAAGCUAGCACUUUCCUCCACCAUGGUGGUGCAGAGAGCAAAGCACCUGGGCUCUGCUGUCAGUUUUACCAGUUCAAGUUAACUGGUGCUGUUGAGGUAUCUUAUUUAUUUUUAUUUAAAUUCUAUACUGCUUUUCCACAAAGAAGCCAAAGCACUUUACAGCCAUUAAAAGCAAACAAAAAAAAAUGUUGAAAAUUUUCAUGUAUAAAGCAGUAACCCACUGAGAACCUCUGGAGCAAAAGAGGGAGGCUGAGCAGGUGGAAUUCAUUCAGCCCAUGAUGGUCAGGUCUUUCCUUGCAAGCAAUUGCCAGGUAGCAGCUCUUACUGAGGACCUGUCAGGCAUGGGAGUGGGGCUGAUCAUGGGGAAUUCAUUAAUGGAAUUAAAUAAUGAACAGAAUUGUAAAUCCAUUUUGUGAACCUAGUAGGAAUAGAGAUAUUUAUCAAAAUGUGAGUUCAUAACAGCCAUCUUGGAUUUCAUUAUGAUGGCUAAAAUAUUACACUACUUGCUAAACUGACAACACAGCUUCUUAUAGUGUAGUCUACCUCUGUCUGAAAUGUUUGCUGCUUGGGGCAAUUAGUUGACUACAACAACCAAUUCAAGUAAACUGGUUCAUCAGACUCUUACAUAAUUCAUGUCUAUUUCUGGUGUUGCUUUUCUCUUUGAUUACUGUUUUAAUAAAGAAAUUUAUUUAUUUUUUGCAUUGUCA